AUGGCACAGUUGGUGGAUAUAAAUGAGCUACCAGUAGUGGAUGGCAAGAAAGACAGGAAAAUAUGGAUUUGGUCAAAGACAGGUGAAUUCACAGUUGCAUCUGCUAUGAACUGCAUAGGGAAAAAAUUCCCUGAAAAAUAUUGGUCAAAGAAAAUUUGGAAAAAAACUUUUCAUCCAAGUAUUUCAAGUAAUUUGUGGAAAAUCCUAAGAGGUGUAUGGAGCACAGAUGAAAACAUGAGGAGAAAGGGUCUCAAUUUAGCUUCAAGAUGCUCCUUUUGCAAAAUGGCUGAAGAAAAUACAGAACAUAUUUUGUGGUAUUGCAACUUCAGUGAGAGAAUUUGGCAAUGGCUGGGAGGUAUGUUCUCUUUCUUUAAUCCUAUAUCAAUUGAUGAGAUACUCAGCUUAGCAUAUUCCAAAAGCCCUGCAAUUAAGGAGAUCUGGAAGACUGAUGCCUUCAUAACUAUGAAGAAAAUAUGCUUCCUAAGAAACAGAGCAGUUUUUGAUGAUAUACAACCAAAUGCUAAAGAACUAAAGCUCAGGAUAUCGCAGUGCACAAAAGAAUAUGAAGAGAGUGAAGCAUGUCAAGAUACAGGAAAUUUUGGAGAUCAAAUCUUAUUAUGUUGUGAUGGUGCAGCAAGGAAUAACCCAGGAGAGGCUGGAUAUGGUUUUGUUGGGAGAGAUUCAUAUGGCACUGUCUUAAUUGCUGUUGCAGGGGGAAUGGGCAUUACAACAAAUUUCAUGGCAGAGGUGUAUGCAAUAAUCAAUGCAUGUGAAUGGGCUAUUAGCAAGGGUUUCUUGAAGAUUUGUAUUAGAUCUGAUUCCAAAGCAGCUAUAACUUCUUUUUCAUUCAAUAAAGUCCCUUGGUAUGUACUGACAAGAUGGAACAGAAUAACUGAAAUGCUGAUAAGCUGUCAGUUCAUUCAUAGCUAUAGGGAAGUUAAUUUUUCUGCAGAUGAUCUUGCUAAGAGAGGGGCUCUUCUUCCUAGGGGUGGAAAGAAUAUUUUCUUAAGUAGACCUCCUUUCAUGUCAAACAUGGAGAAUCCUAAUAUUAGUUAUUACAGGUUUAGUUAA
This is a messenger RNA of Papaver somniferum (opium poppy), 1071 nucleotides long. RefSeq lists its product as uncharacterized. The record is from RefSeq and is a predicted model, not a curated record. The coding region runs from base 1 to 1071 and encodes 356 amino acids. Lineage: Eukaryota; Viridiplantae; Streptophyta; Magnoliopsida; Ranunculales; Papaveraceae. The transcript has 2 exons. Gene Ontology annotation, molecular function: nucleic acid binding; RNA-DNA hybrid ribonuclease activity.